Molecule: messenger RNA, 705 nt
Organism: Amorphotheca resinae ATCC 22711
Lineage: Eukaryota; Fungi; Ascomycota; Leotiomycetes; Helotiales; Amorphothecaceae
Exons: 1
Source: RefSeq, a predicted model, not a curated record
CAACGAUACCGUGCUUAUGCCACGGUCAGCGAUGGUCAUGAUAGGCAUCAAUGCGAUGGCAUUCCAUGGCCAGAUGUUACAUCUGCAAAUGCUCUUCCAACGCCUUACCAGAUCUUUAAUCAGAAGAAAGGUUCGCCAUAUUCGAAACGAAGAUUUUACGAGCUGGUUAAGUUGUACCAUCCCGAUCGACACCCCUAUGGUAGCCCGGCCGAUGGGCUAUCGUAUUCUACGAAGUUAGAAAGAUAUCGACUCAUCGUAGCCGCCAACGAUAUCCUUUCUGAUCCUAUCAAAAGAGGAGCCUACGACCGCUACGGGGCUGGAUGGAACGGACAGCCGGAUGUUCGCACGUCUCGAAAUUCCUCCGAUCCAUCUGCCUACAGUGGGAGUGGAUGGAACAGUCCAAAUGGGCCAAGUCGAAAUGCCACUUGGGAAGAUUGGGAGAAAUGGUACCAACGUGAGGCAGAUGGCCCUCAGGAACCGAGAUUCGUCUCGAACGGUACCUUCGUUUUCCUGAUCGUUGUAGUUGCAGCUAUAGGUGGAGUUGGCCAGCUUUCACGGGUUGAGAAUUACUCGGUGAGCUUUUUAGAGCAGCGAGCUGCUCUACACGACAAUAUCUCCAAAGACCUCAACCGCAAACGGAAGGAGACCACCACUGCAUUUUCAAGUCGGGAGGAGAGGAUAAACAGCUUCUUGGAACACAGAGAC